CGCGGGCCCUGCGCGCCUGCGCAGUGCUCCUCCCACGCCGCCCCUCCCGCCAGCCCGUCGCGGGUCUGCAGCCUCAGGAGUGAUCGGGCGGCAGCCGGCAAGCCGGCGAGCAGACCGCCGGGUGGGCAGAUUGUGGGCUUGGCCUCCGCUCUUCGAGAAGGAAAGAGGAGGCCUCUCUCCCGGUGUGCAGGCUCCCGCCUCAGGCCCUGCAGCUUGCCCAGGCCGGCGAGGGAGUCGCUGAGGAGCCAGGGACGCUCCGUCCGGUGCCGCCGCCAUGGCUGCCAUCAUGGAUCGGAAGUGAGCCUCUGGGCAACGGCUGCCUGCGCCGGCUCUUCGAUUCAGGGUUCCCCAGCCACCCCUCCCGAGGGAAGCACGACGCGGCGGACUGCUGACCCUCUCGGCCUUCGCGACCCUAGACCCUCCGCUCGGGCCCGCUUCCUCCGAGACUGAGCGGCGGGGAGUGGCUCCCGGCCUCGGGCCCCAGCAGCGAGGAAGAUGGCGGACCCGGCCGAGUGCAACAUAAAAGUGAUGUGUCGCUUCAGGCCUCUCAACGAGUCCGAGGUGAUCCGCGGCGAUAAGUAUGUCGCCAAGUUUCAGGGAGAAGAUACGGUCAUGAUCGCGUCCAAGCCUUAUGCAUUUGAUCGGGUGUUCCAGUCAAGCACAUCUCAAGAGCAAGUGUAUAAUGACUGUGCAAAGAAGAUUGUUAAAGAUGUACUUGAGGGAUACAAUGGAACAAUAUUUGCUUACGGGCAGACAUCCUCUGGGAAGACACACACAAUGGAGGGUAAACUUCAUGAUCCAGAAGGCAUGGGAAUUAUUCCAAGAAUAGUGCAAGAUAUUUUUAAUUAUAUUUACUCCAUGGAUGAAAAUUUGGAAUUUCAUAUUAAGGUUUCAUAUUUUGAAAUUUAUUUGGAUAAGAUAAGGGACCUGUUAGAUGUUUCAAAGACCAACCUUUCAGUUCAUGAAGAUAAAAACCGAGUUCCCUAUGUAAAGGGGUGCACAGAGCGUUUUGUAUGUAGUCCAGAUGAAGUUAUGGAUACUAUAGAUGAAGGAAAAUCCAACAGACAUGUAGCAGUUACAAAUAUGAAUGAACAUAGCUCUAGGAGUCACAGUAUAUUUCUUAUUAAUGUAAAACAAGAGAACACACAAACUGAACAGAAGCUGAGUGGAAAACUUUAUCUCGUUGAUUUAGCUGGUAGUGAAAAGGUUAGUAAAACUGGAGCUGAAGGUGCUGUGCUAGAUGAAGCUAAGAACAUCAACAAGUCACUUUCUGCUCUUGGAAAUGUCAUUUCUGCUUUGGCUGAGGGUAGUACUUAUGUUCCAUACCGUGAUAGUAAAAUGACAAGAAUCCUUCAAGAUUCAUUAGGUGGAAACUGUAGAACCACUAUUGUAAUUUGCUGUUCUCCAUCAUCGUACAAUGAAUCUGAAACAAAAUCUACACUCCUUUUCGGUCAAAGGGCCAAAACAAUUAAGAACACAGUUUGUGUCAAUGUAGAGUUAACUGCAGAACAAUGGAAAAAGAAGUAUGAAAGAGAAAAAGAAAAAAAUAAGACCCUGCGGAACACCAUUCAGUGGCUUGAAAAUGAACUCAACCGAUGGCGUAAUGGAGAGACGGUGCCUAUUGAUGAACAAUUUGACAAAGAGAAAGCCAACUUGGAAGCUUUCGCAGUGGAUAAGGAUAUUACUAUUACCAAUGAUAAACCAGCAACCACCAUUGGAGUCACUGGAAACUUUACUGAUGCUGAAAGAAAAAAAUGUGAAGAAGAAAUUGCUAAACUGUACAAACAACUUGAUGACAAGGAUGAAGAAAUCAAUCAGCAGAGCCAGUUGGUAGAGAAACUGAAGACACAAAUGUUGGAUCAGGAAGAGCUUUUGGCAUCUACAAGAAGGGAUCAAGAUAAUAUGCAAGCUGAGCUGAAUCGCCUUCAAGCAGAAAAUGAUGCCUCUAAAGAAGAAGUAAAAGAAGUUUUACAAGCCCUAGAGGAACUUGCUGUCAAUUAUGAUCAGAAGUCUCAGGAAGUUGAAGACAAAACUAAAGAGUAUGAAUUGCUUAGUGAUGAACUCAAUCAAAAAUCGGCAACUUUAGCAAGUAUAGAUGCUGAGCUUCAGAAACUUAAGGAAAUGACCAACCACCAGAAAAAACGAGCAGCUGAGAUGAUGGCAUCUUUACUAAAAGAUCUUGCAGAAAUAGGAAUUGCUGUGGGAAAUAAUGAUGUAAAGCAGCCUGAGGGAACUGGUAUGAUCGAUGAAGAGUUCACUGUUGCAAGACUCUACAUUAGCAAAAUGAAGUCAGAAGUAAAAACAAUGGUAAAACGCUGCAAACAGCUAGAAGGCACACAAACAGAGAGCAACAAAAAAAUGGAAGAAAAUGACAAGGAGUUGGCAGCAUGUCAGCUUCGUAUUUCCCAACAUGAAGCCAAAAUCAAAUCAUUGACUGAAUAUCUUCAAAAUGUGGAGCAAAAGAAAAGACAGCUGGAGGAAUCUGUUGAUUCCCUCAGUGAAGAACUAGUCCAGCUUCGAGCACAAGAGAAAGUACAUGAAAUGGAAAAGGAGCACUUAAAUAAGGUUCAGACUGCAAAUGAAGUUAAGCAAGCUGUUGAACAACAGAUCCAAAGCCACAGAGAAACUCAUCAAAAACAAAUUAGUAGUUUGAGAGAUGAGGUUGAGGCAAAAGAAAAACUUAUUACUGAUCUUCAAGACCAAAACCAGAAAAUGAUGUUAGAGCAGGAACGUCUGAGAGUAGAACAUGAGAAGUUGAAAGCUACAGAUCAGGAAAAGAGUAGAAAACUGCAUGAACUUACGGUUAUGCAAGAUAGACGAGAACAAGCAAGACAAGACUUGAAGGGUUUGGAAGAAACAGUGGCAAAAGAACUUCAGACUUUACACAACCUGCGAAAGCUCUUUGUUCAGGACCUGGCCACCAGAGUUAAAAAGAGUGCCGAGAUCGAUUCUGAUGACACUGGAGGCAGUGCUGCUCAAAAGCAAAAAAUCUCCUUUCUUGAAAAUAAUCUUGAACAACUCACCAAAGUGCACAAACAGUUGGUACGUGAUAAUGCAGAUCUUCGCUGUGAACUUCCUAAGUUGGAAAAGCGACUUAGAGCUACAGCUGAGAGAGUGAAAGCUUUGGAAUCAGCGCUGAAAGAAGCCAAAGAAAAUGCAUCUCGUGAUCGCAAACGCUAUCAGCAGGAAGUAGAUCGUAUCAAGGAAGCAGUCAGGUCAAAGAAUAUGGCCAGGAGAGGACAUUCUGCACAGAUUGCUAAACCUAUUCGUCCUGGGCAGCAUCCAGCAGCUUCUCCAACUCAUCCAAGUGCAAUUCGUGGAGGAGGUGCAUUUGUUCAGAACAGCCAGCCAGUGGCAGUACGGGGUGGAGGCGGCAAACAAGUGUAAGCUUAACACCAUUACCUACAGAUGUUGAAAGUAUGAAGAAGACAUAAUAUCAAGCAGAAUCAUUCAGUGACUAUAACCUCUACUCCUGGAAAUUGUAGAAUUACAACUUUUUUUUUAAUGUAUAAAUUAUACCUGGCCUGUACAGCUGUUUCCUAGUCUUCUUGUAAACUCUGCUGCUUUCCAACACAACUAGAGUGCAAUUUUGGCAUCUUAGGAGAGAAAAAUGACAGUUUACAACUGUGGCCCUAUUUAUUACACAGUUUGUCUUUUGUGUCUUAAAUUUAGUCUUCACUGUGCCAAGCUAACUGUAUCAUAUAGGAUUGUGCUUUUUGUACUUGUUUGUGUGUAUGUGUUUAUUUUUUAAUCUAGGUUACCUAGCUGCUAUUGCUUCCUGUUUUUCUUAUUAAAAUGUCUUCCUUAUUUUAGAGAAAUGGAGCAUUUAGAUUAAAUGUCUUAAAUUUUACCACUUACAACACUACAUGUCCACAAAAUAGAUCAGUACUGUACUUUAAAUCCCUUUGAAAUGAUUUCAGAGUUAAAAUUAUUUGUGUCAUCUCUAAAGUUUGUUUCUGAGUACUACUGUUUGAGCACUGAAACCUUAAAACUGCCUAGGCAUUUGAGACUGAACCAGGCUACUUCAUUAUCUCAUGAAAUGCCUGUUGCUGAAUUAUCCUGAAGUGUUUUGCAAUAUCAAAAGCAAAUCUCACAGUUUAAGAAAGAGAGUUUGAAAAAGAAAUUGUAUUUCUCUUCUUCCCAGUUCUAUAAUCAACAUAGCUUGAUGGAAUGAAAAUACCCCGCUUCAUUCUGGUGAACCUGCUAAUUAAUACAGGAAUUGGACAGAUAUCAAUUUGUCAUCUUAAUAUUGUGAAAUGAGCUAAGAUAGGAUUAAACAUAAUUUUAUACUAGCACUGUAUUGAUGUAUAGCCUAUGGAAAUUGAGAAAAAGUGUGGAAGGACAGGACAAAUACAUGGAGAAUUUAUAAAUACAUAGAUAAAUUUUGGUCUGAAAUUCUUGAGGUGUUUUUAACUUGCUACGCUAAGUCAUACACUAUCAUUUAUUUCUUAUUUAGUCUAGAAAUAGUAUAUUAUUUGCAAGUCACUAAUACUCAAAUUUUGUUGGCUGUAGCCCAUAAUUUUGUAAUUAGCACUAAGUGUACCUCUUUUUGCCACUUAUUCUCAGAUAAUUAAGUGAACAGUUUAUUUUAGAAAGCUAUAAAAGUAAUAGGGAAAGAUUUCAUUAUUUGCAUAUCUGUGCAGGGGGCGGGGGACUGCAACUGUUGGCAGAAAUUUACAGAGAAUGGUGAUGUAAGGUUAUUCAGUCAGUAGGGAAAGUUGGAAAGUUCUGUGUGAGGAUCUGGCUGGCAGAAUUAACUUUUGAAAAAGUUUUAUACACAGAUAUUUGUAUUAAAUUUGGAGCCAUAGAAGACUCAGAUCAUAAUUGGCUUAUUUUUCUAUUUCCUUAACUAUUGUAGUUUCCACUUUUAUAAUAAUUUUGAUUUAAAAGAUAGAUUUAUUUAUUUAUUUUUUUAAACAGUCAAAAAUCCUUGCUGUUGUAGUCUGCAGCCUUUUAAAUAAUUGUGUUGAUUUUAGGGUUGAUAAAAAAAACACUCCAAAUACUGAGAUGAAACCUUGGUAUGAAACAAGAUUGAAUAGAGUUAACUUGAAAGGAAGCUACAGCUUAUUUAUGAUGAUAGUUUUCUAAAUGGAGAUAUCUUUGGCUGCAUUCACGUACGCACUUAUAUUUUGUUUUCAAAUGAAAGCUUGCUUCUUUGGCAAUAUUCUUAAACGAAGCAGAUUUUAUUUUUCUCUUUUGAAUAUGGUAGUUUCCUUUUUUUAAGAUACAUCACGGGUCUUGGUGCUGUGUAACAAUGAACUAAUUAGCAUCUGGUUCAGAACACAAUCAUAGGGCUUUUUUUU
Molecule: messenger RNA, 5303 nt
Organism: Manis pentadactyla (Chinese pangolin)
Lineage: Eukaryota; Metazoa; Chordata; Mammalia; Pholidota; Manidae
Gene: KIF5B
Product: kinesin family member 5B
Exons: 26
Coding region: 496-3387 (963 amino acids)
Biological process (GO): microtubule-based movement
Molecular function (GO): microtubule motor activity; ATP binding; microtubule binding
Source: RefSeq, a predicted model, not a curated record